UGGGCCUGACAUGGUUCAUCCCUUCUUUCAAGCUGGGCUCCAGUUGUUUAUUUUUCUGCAGACUUGCAUGAAGAAGAGUUACGGCUGUUUUUCCUGAACCGGUACAAAUUGAAUGUUUGUAUUUGCAGAUAAUUAUGUCGCCGUAUGGUGAAGAAUGUCUUUCAUUCAAUGGAAAUCGAACACUAAUGUGAAUGGCACACGAAUGAAAGGAGCGCGCGCUGACAGCGGAGUACUCCGUAGGAUUAGCUUAGCUAGCUGAGAAGCUAGCUAUAUUAUUCACAAGAAGAAGUUUUUCAUAACACCACAUACUUGAAGACACGCCUUAAUACUAGCCCUAGAAACGUCAGCGAGGAGCAGCAGUGAUCCGGAGUAAAAAAAAAAAAAGUGAAGAAAUGUCCAUCACAAACACACCGACGAGCAACGACGCCUGUCUCAGUAUCGUGCACAGUUUGAUGUGCCACAGGCAGGGCGGCGAAAGCGAGGCGUUCUCCAAGAGGGCCAUCGAGAGCCUGGUCAAGAAGCUAAAGGAGAAGAAGGAUGAACUGGACUCCCUCAUCACCGCCAUCACCACCAACGGAGCGCACCCCACCAAGUGUGUCACCAUCCAGCGCACCCUGGAUGGCCGACUUCAGGUAGCUGGGCGAAAAGGUUUCCCCCAUGUGAUUUACGCACGCCUCUGGCGCUGGCCCGAUCUCCACAAGAACGAGUUGAAGCACGUGAAGUACUGCCAGUACGCCUUCGACCUGAAGACAGACAACGUGUGUGUCAACCCCUACCACUAUGAACGGGUGGUGUCCCCAGGAAUCGAUCUCUCAGCACUGUCUCUCUCUGGGCCAUCGGGGCUGAUGGUGAAAGAUGAGUACGACUACGAUGUGCAGUCGUCGCUGCCCAACGCCGAGAGCCACCUGCAGACCAUCCAGCACCCUGCGUCAGGGGCAGUGCGGCCCGCCGGCGCCCCGGAGGCCUUCGGCAGCCCCGCCCUGCUGCCCCCCGGAGCCGGAGAACCAUCCGGCUCCGCCUCCACCUCCAGUGCCUUCUCCAGCAUCUCCGCAGGAUCCACUAACCCCACCUCCACCUGGAGCCGGAACAACAGCUUCAGUGGCCCCACCGUGCCCCACUCCCAAAACGGACACGUUCAACACCACCCUCCCAUGCCUCAUCCUGGACACUACUGGCUGGUUCACAAUGACAUGGCAUUCCAGCUCCCAAUAUCCAACCAUCCAGCCCCUGAGUACUGGUGCUCCAUAGCCUACUUUGAGAUGGACGUGCAGGUGGGCGAGACCUUCAAGGUGCCCUCCAACUGCCCAGUGGUGACGGUGGACGGCUACGUGGACCCUUCGGGAGGCGACCGCUUCUGCCUCGGCCAGCUCAGCAACGUCCACCGAACAGAGGCCAUCGAGCGGGCCCGUCUCCAUAUUGGUAAGGGCGUGCAGCUGGAGUGUAAGGGCGAGGGGGACGUGUGGGUGCGCUGCCUGAGUGACCACGCCGUCUUCGUGCAGAGCUACUACCUGGACCGGGAGGCCGGCCGAGCGCCAGGGGACGCCGUGCACAAGAUCUACCCCAGCGCCUACAUCAAGGUGUUUGACCUGAGGCAGUGCCACAGGCAGAUGCAGCAGCAGGCGGCUACAGCGCAGGCGGCUGCGGCAGCACAGGCGGCAGCGGUGGCGGGCAACAUCCCCGGACCGGGCUCUGUUGGGGGAAUCGCCCCUGCCAUCAGUCUGUCGGCAGCGGCAGGCAUCGGCGUGGACGACCUGCGGCGCCUGUGCAUCCUGCGCAUGAGCUUCGUGAAGGGCUGGGGCCCCGACUACCCACGCCAGAGCAUCAAGGAGACGCCCUGCUGGAUCGAGAUCCACCUGCACCGGGCACUGCAGCUGCUGGACGAGGUGCUGCACACCAUGCCCAUUGCAGACCCACAGCCCCUCGACUGAGGAGACGCAACCCCCCCCCCCCCCCCCCACACACAAUCACCAACUAUCCAUGCCCACCUUCGCAGACCCACAGCCCCUCGACUGAGGAGACGCCACCCUCAAUCACGAAGGAGGUGCCCACCCCCCACCCCACCCUCACCAUCACCAACUCCCCAUGCCCAUUGCAGUCCCAGUGCCACUUGACUGAGGAACACCCUACCCUCAAUCACUUACGAGGUCCCCUCUCCCACCCACACGCCACGCCCAUCACAUACCCAAAGCCCCUUGACAAGUGAUCACCCUUUUAGCUGGCUACUGAUCCUCUAUGGACAGAACAUCCCACUCACCCCUAUUCAUUUACACUAUACCCCAACACACGGCUCGUCCUCUACCCUUGCAACAAGACUUUCAGUACUUACAUGCCAUGCCAAUCACUGAUCCUCAGUCCCAGCUCUGAGCAGCACUGUUUCCCCAGAUGGCACCUCUGGCAGCACCACCCCCUACUCCCACUUAUUAUGGCAAUCCCUGAACCCCCCCUAGCCUAUGAAGUGACCACCCCCCCCCACCGCAAUCAGGGGUCUUCAUCUGCUGGACAUCCGCUCCCCUCCCCACAGUAUCUCCACUUACCCAUGCACACACCUCUUCUGAUCAGCUAAACAACCAUCAGGUUUAUUUUAAACUGGAGAUUGGCCCUAUAAACUGUGACAGGGCAAACAGAAAAUGAGAGAGAAGAAAAAGUGGACAAAAAGGGAUAACCAAACAACACUGUGAUCAAAGGACAAACCAACAGGACAGACCCUUCAUUCAUAUCAAUUUGAGGAGUGAGACAGUCCCAGUGUGUACAAUCAAAAGUAUUUUCUGCAUCGUUUUUUUUCCAUUUUGUGUUUUUAUAUUUUUAUACGAGCCAGCCAGCUAUGAAGAACUCUCAUCAUGAUGACUGUUUGCAGACUUUUUAAAGUUAUAUGUGAGAUAUGGGAUGUCCUUAAAAGUAGAGUAUGUAACUUUGUUUAUUUCCAGAAUUUGUGCUGCCCAAUUCACUAAUGUAAUCUUUUUCAUGAAUAUUUACCACCAUCAAUUUCUAAGUAUUCAUUAUGAUUGGGAGAAAGUUGAAUUGGUGUAUCCUCUCCAUUUUCACCAUUUUGAAUUUUUUUGUAAAAAUUAUUAACUUAAAUGACAUACUCUACCUUUAAUGCUCCAUACUCACAAGAGGUCAUUUAAUCUUUACUCACCUUUGACCUGGGUUCAUCCCCUGACACACUUGGGUGCUAUUCCACGAACAUGGUUGAUGACCAUGACUAAGUUAACUUGCAAAAAGUGGUAAACCUGCUCAUUGUAGGUGGCCUGUAGGCAACAUUUCGUAAAAAAAAAAAAACGAGGACUCCAUGGUUCUUCUUUUUGAUGAUUCACCGUACCACAACCUCAAGGCUAGCUUAACUUGGUUUACUAUUGAACCAACUUUUGUGGAAUUACCUCUCUGUGUCCCUAUGUUGUCCAGGAGAAGGACAACAGACUAUGUUACGCCUCAUCUUAAAAAACCCAGUUCACACCUCAAAGGUUUUGCAGGGCUUUGAAAAACGCAUAAAAUCUUUUUUAUAUCAUGUUUGCAGGAAUUGGAUUGCUAUGUUGGUAGCUUCUGCCCAUGUAUCUGAGUUAUUGCAUUGGUCAGAGAAGUGUGUGUGUGUGUGUGUGUGUGUGUGUGUGUGUGUGUGUGUGUGUGUGUGUGUGUGUGUGUGUGUGUUUGAGCGAGAGAGUGUGUUUUGUGUGUGUGUGUGUGUUUCUGCAUGCUUGUGUGUAUUUGUACGUUUGUAUUAAAAAAAAAAGGUCUCUUACAGGGGAAGGUGCAUUCACGGGGAGAAAUGCUUUUAGAAUGCUCUUUUUAAUAGUGCAAAACAAACAAACAAAAAAAUCAUGCAGCGGGGUACCAGUUAGAGCUCCCAAGCCAGACGUAAUCUUCAACAGCUCUUUUCGUCAGUUAUUAGUAUAACCAGUCAGCCUGUGAAUUCAGCAGGAGCCCUCUCCAUAGCUGGCCCACAGACAGAGGAGGACAAACAUGCAUGUUAUCCCGGGCCCAGGGAGAGUGGGUGCCCAGAAUUGGGACCCUAUGUAUUGAGAGAGGGCCUUUUUAAAUAAUCUUUGUCUGGGCCCGGCCAAAGUGGUCAACAGCUGUGCUCCCAAGUAUCCUCUUAGCUACGGGAUUCCUACACUCACACUGGGUAGUGGGUUGAUGUUUGAUGGUGUCGAUAAACCUUCAUUGUCCAUCUAUCAACCUAUCCAGCCAGUGCACACAGAAUCAUCGAAAAACAUCCUAGCUGUAGACUUUGGUGCCCUGACUGGUCACACACAACACUUUGACUUUCCAUACUUUGUAGAUGGUUACUUGGUAGCUUUGUUAUAGCACUUUACCCUUUGUAUUGUAUUUACUCUCCAAUGUCCUUUUUUGGCCUGUAAAUAGUCUUAUAAUAAAGACAUGCCAUGCCUCUCCUAAUCUGAA
Messenger RNA from Engraulis encrasicolus (European anchovy), 4398 nucleotides. RefSeq names its product SMAD family member 4a (gene smad4a). NCBI's taxonomy places the organism in Eukaryota, Metazoa, Chordata, Actinopteri, Clupeiformes, Engraulidae. The coding region runs from base 393 to 1928 and encodes 511 amino acids. The record is from RefSeq and is a predicted model, not a curated record. Gene Ontology annotation, cellular component: heteromeric SMAD protein complex. Gene Ontology annotation, biological process: transforming growth factor beta receptor signaling pathway; SMAD protein signal transduction; regulation of transcription by RNA polymerase II. The transcript has 11 exons. Gene Ontology annotation, molecular function: DNA-binding transcription factor activity, RNA polymerase II-specific; RNA polymerase II cis-regulatory region sequence-specific DNA binding; I-SMAD binding.